This is a messenger RNA of Haliotis rufescens (red abalone), 8815 nucleotides long. RefSeq lists its product as uncharacterized. The coding region runs from base 366 to 6980 and encodes 2204 amino acids. Gene Ontology annotation, molecular function: protein binding. Lineage: Eukaryota; Metazoa; Mollusca; Gastropoda; Lepetellida; Haliotidae. The record is from RefSeq and is a predicted model, not a curated record. The transcript is spliced from 5 exons.
AAAAGUUAAUAAUUACUAAUCCGCAAUCAAAUACUUAGAGAGCAGACCAAGUGUUAAUAUUAGCCAUUUUUAUUAAAAGCUAUAAAAUAAAAAUCUCUUAGGAUUACCAUGCUUGUCAAAGUCAAAAUUGCCGCUCCAAAGUUAACCUUGACAGGUCUAUUUAUAGAUGACCUACGGUAACAUGAUCAGAAAUCGUGACGUCAGAAAAUCCAAGAUGGCGACUGUAAAGAUGACUGACAUGACUCAAGUUGGAAUUUACUGUUUAUUUGAUUCUGUAACUUGGAAAACACUGCUUGAAUUAAGAGUCUCCUUCAUGUUCUUGGAAUCUGAAAUGCUUGUAUCGAACAAACUACAGCUUUUGGAGGAUGGAAACUGACGACAACGUGCCACAAGAUGGCGCUGUGGCAAGACCAUUCACAAAUACUGUAGCUGCCACAGAGGGAAGUCAGCAACAGGGGAGACAACUCAAUACAUCAACACCAGAUGGCGCUGUGGCUAGACCUUUCACAGAUACUGUAGCUGCCAUUGAGGGAAGUCAGCAGCAGGGGAGACAACUCACUACAACAUCAACACAAGAUGGCUCUGUGGCUAGGCCUUACACAGAUACUGUAGCUGCCACAGAGGGAAGUCAGCAGCAGGGGAGACAACUCACUACAACAUCAACACAAGAUGGCGCUGUGGCUAGACCUUUCACAGAUACUGUAGCUGCCACAGAGGGAAGUCAGCAGCAGGGGAGACAACUCACUACAACAUCAACACAAGAUGGCUCUGUGGCUAGGCCUUACACAGAUACUGUAGCUGCCACAGAGGGAAGUCAGCAACAGGGGAGACAACUCAAUACAUCAACACCAGAUGGCGCUGUGGCUAGACCUUACACAGAAACUGUAGCUGCCACAGAGGGAAAUACUGUAGCUGCCAUUGAGGGAAGUCAGAAGCAGGGGAGACAACUCACUCCAACAUCAACACCAGAUGGCGCUGUGGCUAGACCUUUCACAGAUACUGCAGCUGCCACAGAGGGAAGUCAGCCACAGGGGAUACAACUCACUACAACAUCAACACAAGAUGGCGCUGUGGCCAGACCUUUCACAGAUACUGUAGCUGCCAUUGAGGGAAGUCAGCAGCAGGGGAGACAACUCUCUACAACAUCAACACCAGAUAGCGCUGUGGCUAGACCUUUCACAGAUACUGUAGCUGCCACAGAGGGAAGUCAGCAACAGGGGAGACACCUCAAUACAUCAACACAAGAUGGCGCUGUGGCUAGACCUUUCACAGAUACUGUAGCUGCCACAGAGGGAAGUCAGCAACAGGGGAGACAACUCAAUACAUCAACACCAGAUGGCGCUGUGGCUAGACCUUUCACAGAUACUGUAGCUGCCACAGAGGGAAGUCAGCAGCAGGUGGCACAGUCCAUUUCCACAACAACCCACAACUACUUUGGUUCUACAGUUUCACAUUACGACCUGUCCAACUCCUCUAACGUGGCAAUGGAGGAUGGCAGACAUCAAGGCUGUAUAUCUCAAGAGUGUCUCAGUGUUAGGAUCAACCAGCUCAGUGAUAUGUUUGUGGAAACCCAUGCUCUUGACAAAGCAAAAGAACUUCUGAAAAGGCACAACCACGUGGCCAUCUGCGGAGCCCCUGGAGACGGGAAAACUAGUGCUGCUCUCAGGAUCUGUGAAGCGUAUAUGAAGAAAAAGUAUCAAGUAUUGUUUGUUGAAAGUAUUGAAGAGUUUGACGGUGAUGUCGUCAUUAAGCGGAAGUGUGACAUGCUGCUUGUGUUUGACGAUGUCUUUGGCUCUGUUGCAUUUCCAAGCAGCUUGGAGAAGAUACACAAAAAUUUUAAUGCCUUGGUUGAUGUUUUACUGCGCUUUACAAGAGACAAGGAACUGAAAGCCAAGGAAAAACAACCCCAGAAGAAAAUUAACGAAAGAAGGAAGAAGGAAGAUGAGAAGCAAUGUGAAGAUGAAAAGACACCAGUGUGUAACUACAAGCUUCGCUUUAUAUUCACAUCCAGAAGCUACAACUGGAAUGAAGGAUGUGCACGACUGCAUCAGUUCAAAGUAAAUCUGUUUAAGCCGGAAGCCAUUGUUGAUAUGAUCAAGACUUGUUUAACCACAGAAGAAAAGAAACAUAUUCUGACAUUGUUCAGGAAAUGCCAAAUGUGCGAUAUCUCCAAUAAGGACAUGAAAACCAUUACUCAGUUACAAGACAGCAGGUUUGGCUUUCCUCUGAUCUGUAAACUGUACUGUACAAACCCAGCCUUCCCGAUGUACAACAUAAUUGACUUCUUUCAGAAACCUGUGACCUACUUGAGAGGGGACCUUGACGCCAUUGUCCGUGAAGGCAGCAGCAGGUCGGCAGCUCUCGUUCUCCUUGUUCUGUGUGGAGGGAAAUUGAACCUUGCCUCUUUUAAGGGGAAGGAGAAGAGUCUUGCUGAUCUGUUUCAGGCUGUAAAGGAGGAUGUCGCGUCUUGCACUCGGACAGACAUUGGCAGGGAGAUCAGCAACUUUACUGGCACCUACUGUACAGUGGAGAAUCAUGUAGCCUCCUUCUCUCAUCCAUCCAUCUAUGAUGCUGCAGCAUGUGCCUUGGGGAAUCUCAAUGAAGAAUUGUUACUGGAACAUUGUUCCCUGCAGUUUUUAUAUGAAAGAGUGAGGCUGAACAAGGAUGAUCACCAGCAGACAACAUACACCGAUGAUGUCACAAACAUGAUCUACAUCACCUCAAGUCUCCACCCGUUAUUGAUCAGCAGAUUGGUGGAGGGUAUCCGAGAAGGAUGUUUCAGAUGGACAGUAGGUCACCCUGUAUUCAGCAGUGCUCAAAUAGUCUGCGACUUCUUGACACAGAUGAUGGCAGACUUGCCAGAUGUUGUUCACAGGAAGGAUAAGAGCUCAGGUGAAUGUUUUCUGUAUUGGGUUUCACUGUCAACUAACCAUUCACUGUUAGAACGCUCAGUGUCACUGAUGUGUAGAGAGGGAAGCCUUUCACAUUCUGUACUCGCUGACUUCUAUGAGAGUAUCAUAAUCUGUACACAACAUGGCAAUCUCAGGCACCUGCAACACAUUGCUGCUGUACUCAAACAACGUGUGAAAUACGAUGUAGACAGGAGGACAAAGGGGGAGAAGACUCCGCUGAUGAUUGCUGCUGAAGCAGGACAGUUGGGUGUGUUCAACUUCCUCCUCCAAGAGGGAGCUGAUGUUUCAGCGACAGACAAAGAUCGUUACAACUGUCUUCAUCUUUCAUGUAAAUCAGGAAGCAAAGAUAUAGUAAAUGUUAUCAUUGAGAAGUUUCAACACCUCAUCAAUGGCCUCGAUGGUAAGGGAAACACCCCUGUUAUGGUGUGUGCUGAGUCACAGCAGGUUGAAAUCCUCAAGUUCCUUGUUUCACAAAAAGCCGAUCUUACUUUCGGUUAUUAUUUCAAUGUGAACGCUUUCCACAUAGCAUGUAUCAAGGGCCAUGUAUCGGUUGUAGAGUAUCUGCUGACAUGUGAACACAUAACCAUAGACAUGCGAGAUAGGUUGAGGGAUCAAACAGCAGUCAUGAUGGCAGCUAAAGGAGGACACUGUGAUGUUUAUAACCUUCUUGUGUUGGAGGGAGCUGAUCUGUCACUUACUGCUUUACACAACAGGGACUGCCUGAUGUUGGCAUGUCAUGGAGGUAAUGUGUCUAUAGUGGAACACCUCCUGUCCUUGAAAACAUUUGACAUCAACAGACGAGAGGGGUCACAGAAACAAACAGCAGUCAUGAUGGCAGCUGAAAAAGGACACUAUGAAGUUUAUAAUCUUCUUGUGUUGGAGGGAGCUGAUCUGUCACUAAUUGAUCGAUACAACAUGGGCUGCCUGAUGUUGGCAUGUGAGGGAGGUAACGUGUCUAUAGUGAAACACCUCCUGUCCUUGAAAACAUUUGACAUCAACAGACGAGGGGGUGUUUUCAAAGAAACAGCAGUCAUGAUGGCAGCUGAAAAAGGACACUAUGAAGUUUAUAAUCUUCUUGUGUUGGAGGGAGCUGAUCUGUCACUAAUUGAUGGAUACAACAGGGGCUGCCUGAUGUUGGCAUGUAAUGGAGGUAACGUGUAUAUAGUGAAACACCUCCUGUCCUUGAAAACAUUUGACAUCAACAGAAGAGGGUGGGGGAAACAAACAGCAGUCAUGAUGGCAGCUGAAAGAAGACACUCUGAUGUUUUUGAUCUUCUUGUGUUGGAGGGAGCUGAUCUGUCACUUACUGAUGAAGACAACAGGGACUGCCUGAUGUUGGCAUGUAAUGGAGGUAACGAGUCUAUAGUGAAACACCUCCUGUCCUUGAAAACAUUUGAUAUCAACAGACGAGGGGUGUGGUCUAAACAAACAGCAGUCAUGAUGGCAGCUGAAAGAGGACACUGUGAUGUUUAUAAUCUUCUUGUGUUGGAGGGAGCUGAUCUGUCACUUACUGAUGAAGACAACAUGGACUGCCUGAUGUUGGCAUGUAAGAGAGGUAACGUGUCUAUGGUGAAACACCUCCUGUCCUUGGAAACAUUUGACAUCAACAGACAAGGGGGGUGGUCUAAACAAACAGCAGUUAUGAGGGCAGUUGAAAGAGGACACUGUGAUGUUUAUAAUCUUCUUGUGUUGGAGGGAGCUGAUCUGUCACUUACUGAUGAAGACAACAUGGACUGCCUGAUGUUGGCAUGUAAGAGAGGUAACGUGUCUAUGGUGAAACACCUCCUGUCCUUGGAAACAUUUGACAUCAACAGACAAGGGGGGUGGUCUAAACAAACAGCAGUUAUGAGGGCAGUUGAAAGAAGACACUCUGAUGUUUAUAAUCUUCUUGUGUUGGAGGGAGCUGAUCUGUCACUUACUGAUAAAGACAACAUGGACUGCCUGAUGGUGGCAUGUGAGGAAGGUAACGUCUCUAUAGUGAAACACCUCCUGUCCUUGGAAACAUUUGACAUCAACAGACGAGGGUGGGGGAAACAAACAGCAGUCAUGAUGGCAGCUAAAAGAGGACGCUAUGAUGUUUAUAAUCUUCUUCUGUUGGAGGGAGCUGAUCUGUCACUUACUGAUGGAUACAACAUGGACUGCCUGAUGUUGGCAUGUGAGGAAGGUAACGUCUCUAUAGUGAAACACCUCCUGUCCUUGAAAACAUUUGAUAUUAACAGACGAGAGGGGUCACGGAAACAAACAGCAGUCAUGAUGGCAGCUAAAAGGGGAUGCUAUGAUGUUUAUAAUCUUCUUGUGUUUGAGGGAGCUGAUCUGUCACUUACUGAUGAAGACAACAGGGACUGCCUGAUGUUGGCAUGUGAUGGAGGUAACGUCUCUAUAGUGAAACACCUCCUGUCCUUGAAAACAUUUGAUAUCAACAGACGAGGGGGGUUGUCUAAACAAACAGCAGUCAUGAUGGCAGCUGAAAGAGGACACUGUGAUGUUUAUAAUCUUCUUGUGUUGGAGGGAGCUGAUCUGUCACUUACUGAUGAAGACAACAGGGACUGCCUGAUGUUGGCAUGUGAGGGAGGUUACGUGUCUAUAGUGAAACACCUCCUGUCCUUGGAAACAUGUGACAUCAACGGACGAGGGUGGUUGUCUAAACAAACUGCAGUUAUGAGGGCAGCUGAAAGAGGAGAGUAUGAUUUUUAUAAACUUCUUUUGAAGAAGGGAGCUGAUCUGUCACUUACUGAUGAAGACAACAUGGACUGCCUGAUGUUGGCAUGUAAGAGAGGUAACGUGUUUAUAGUGAAACACCUCCUGUCCUUGAAAACAUUUGACGUCAACAGAAGAGGGUGGGGGAAACAAACAGCAGUCAUGAUGGCAGGUAAAGGAGGACACUCCGAUGUUUAUAAUCUUCUUGUGUUGGAGGGAGCUGAUCUGUCACUUACUGAUGAAGACAACAGGGACUGCCUGAUGUUGGCAUGUGAGGGAGGUAACGAGUCUAUAGUGAAACACCUCCUGUCCUUGAAAACAUUUGAUAUCAACAGACGAGGGCUGUGGUCUAAACAAACAGCAGUCAUGAUGGCAGCUAAUAGAGGAUGCUAUGAUGUUUAUAAUCUUCUUGUGUUGGAGGGAGCUGAUCUGUCACUUACUGAUGAAGACAACAGGGACUGCCUGAUGUUGGCAUGUGAUGGAGGUAACGUGUCUAUAGUGAAACACCUCCUGUCCUUGGAAACAUUUGACAUCAACAGACGAGGGUGGUUGUCUAAACAAACAGCAGUUAUGAGGGCAGCUGAAAGAGGAGAGUAUGAUUUUUAUAAACUUCUUGUGAAGAAGGGAGCUGAUCUGUCACUUACUGAUGAAGACAACAUGGACUGCCUGAUGUUGGCAUGUAAGAGAGGUAACGUGUUUAUAGUGAAACACCUCCUGUCCUUGAAAACAUUUGACAUCAACAGACGAGUGGGGUGGUCUAAACAAACAGCAGUUAUGAUUGCAGCUGAAAGAAGACACUCUGAUGUUUUUGAUCUUCUUGUGUUGGGGGGAGCUGAUCUGUCACUUACUGAUAACGACAACAGGGACUGCCUGAUGUUGGCAUGUGAGGGAGGUAACGUGUCUAUAGUGAAACACCUCCUGUCCUUGAAAACAUUUGACAUCAACAGACGAGGGGGGUUGUCUAAACAAACAGCAGUUAUGAUGGCAGCUGAAAGAGGACGCUAUGAUGUUUAUAAUCUUCUUGUGUUGGGGGGAGCUGAUCUGUCACUUACUGAUAUACACAACAGGGACUGCCUGAUGUUGGCAUGUGAGGGAGGUAACGUGUCUAUAGUGAAACACCUCCUGUCCUUGAAAACAUUUGACAUCAACAGACGAGGGGGGUGGUCUAAACAAACAGCAGUUAUGAUGGCAGCUGAAAGAAGACGCUAUGAUGUUUAUAAUCUUCUUGUGAAGAAGGGAGCUGAUCUGUCACUUACUGAUGAAGACAACCAUCAUUGUGGACUUAUGAGGGAAGCUAUGAUGUUUAUAAUCGUCUUGUGUUGGAGGGAGCUGAUCUGUCACUUACUGAUGGAUACAACAUGGACUGCCUGAUGUUGGCAUGUGAGGAAGGUAACGUCUCUAUAGUGAAACACCUCCUGUCCUUGAAAACAUUUGACAUCAACAGACGAGGGUGGUUGACUAAACAAACAGCAGUUAUGAUGGCAGCUGAAAGAGGACGCUAUGAUGUUUAUAAUCUUCUUGUGUUGGAGGGAGCUGAUCUGUCACUUACUGAUGAAGACAACAGGGACUGCCUGAUGUUGGCAUGUGAUGGAGGUAACGUGUCUAUAGUGAAACACCUCCUGUCCUUGAAAACAUUUGAUAUCAACAGACGAGGGGUGCGGUCUAAACAAACAGCAGUCAUGAUGGCAGCUGAAAGAGGACACUGUGAUGUUUAUAAUCUUCUUGUGUUGGAGGGAGCUGAUCUGUCACUUACUGAUGAAGACAACAAUGAUUGUGGACAUAUGAGGGAAGCUAUGAUGUUUAUAAUCUUCUUGUGUUGGAGGGAGCUGAUCUGUCACUUACUGAUGAAGACAACAGGGACUGCCUGAUGAUGGCAUGUGAGGGAGGUAACGUCUCUAUAGUGAAACACCUCCUGUCCUUGAAAACAUUUGAUAUUAACAGACGAGAGGGGUCACGGAAACAAACAGCAGUCAUGAUGGCAGCUGAAAGAGGACGCUAUGAUGUUUAUAAUCUUCUUGUGUUGGAGGGAGCUGAUCUGUCACUUACUGAUGAAGACAACAGGGACUGCCUAAUGUUGGCAUGUGAUGGAGGUAACGUGUCUAUAGUGAAACACCUCCUGUCCUUGAAAACAUUUGAUAUUAACAGACGAGAGGGGUCACGGAAACAAACAGCAGUCAUGAUGGCAGCUGAAAGAGGACGCUAUGAUGUUUAUAAUCUUCUUGUGUUGGAGGGAGCUGAUCUGUCACUUACUGAUGAAGACAACAGGGACUGCCUGAUGUUGGCAUGUGAUGGAGGUAACGUGUCUAUAGUGAAACACCUCCUGUCCUUGAAAACAUUUGAUAUCAACAGACGAGGGGUGCGGUCCAAACAAACAGCAGUCAUGAUGGCAGCUGAAAGAGGACACUGUGAUGUUUAUAAUCUUCUUGUGUUGGAGGGAGCUGAUCUGUCACUUACUGAUGAAGACAACAUGGACUGCCUGAUGUUGGCAUGUGAGGGAGGUUACGUGUCUAUAGUGAAACACCUCCUGUCCUUAGAAACAUUUGACAUCAACGGACGAGGGUGGUUGUCUAAACAAACAGCAGUUAUGAGGGCAGCUGAAAGAGGAGAGUAUGAUUUUUAUAAACUUCUUGUGAAGAAGGGAGCUGAUCUGUCACUUACUGAUGAAGACAACAUGGACUGCCUGAUGUUGGCAUGUAAGAGAGGUAACGUGUUUAUAGUGGAACACCUCCUGUCCUUGAAAACAUUUGACAUCAACAGACGAGUGGGGUGGUCUAAACAAACAGCAGUUAUGAUUGCAGCUGAAAGAAGACACUCUGAUGUUUUUGAUCUUCUUGUGUUGGGGGGAGCUGAUCUGUCACUUACUGAUAACGACAACAGGGACUGCCUGAUGUUGGCAUGUGAGGGAGGUAACGUGUCUAUAGUGAAACACCUCCUGUCCUUGAAAACAUUUGACAUCAACAGACGAGGGGGGUGGUCUAAACAAACAGCAGUUAUGAUGGCAGCUGAAAGAGGACGCUAUGAUGUUUAUAAUCUUCUUGUGUUGGGGGGAGCUGAUCUGUCACUUACUGAUAUACACAACAUGGACUGCCUGAUGUUGGCAUGUGAUGGAGGUAACGUGUCUAUAGUGAAACACCUCCUGUCCUUGAAAACAUUUGACAUCAACAGACGAGGGGGGUGGUCUAAACAAACAGCAGUUAUGAUGGCAG